CGGAUGUACAAAAGUCGCGUGAUGUCAGCGUUAAAACACGCCCCCUUCUAUUUUUUUCCGAUGUCGAAAUAUCAGUGUGUCGUUUCUCUCCUCGAAAACGGCUUUAAACUCGUGUGUACGCAUAACAGAACGUACCGGAAAUAUUUCUACACAGGAAAACACAUGUUGAACGAUUCGGAGGCGAAGUGAACCAUGAGGAAGGGACUAGUAUUGAAACCUGUGUUAAUUUGGAUGUUCCGAGACAAAUUCUGAUGUCAGGUAAAAACAAGUUUAAAAUUCUAAUGGACUAAAUCAAUUUCAACGUGUUUAUGAACACGGUUUGGCCUGACAUGAAAGGAUUAAGUUGAUUGAAAUAUCCCCGUUGUUAUCGUGACUGUAUUCAGGGUAGGUAAAUUUGAUAGCCCAGACCAGAGCCAUAUAUAUAUCAUAUGUCUCUGCUUUGACCUAUAACCUGAGAGUACCCACACAAACAGAACAAUCAGAUUAGAUAUUUAAAGUACAUUAAAGUCGACCAGCAACACUACACGUACAUACCCACACAUGCACGGUUUGGUACAGUUGUAGAUAGCUAUUGGUUUUGGCGUGAGAGAUGUUUUACUCGCACGUUACUAUAAUUAACGAGAUUGUCCGUACUGUUCCUUUAGCAAGGAUAGACGAAGGGAUCAAUACGUGUUCUAUCCUCCUCAGUACAAUGUUCGUCUGAAGUCUACUGAAGGACUCUUCUAUAACUGUCAAAAUGGUACUUAUACAUAGUGACUAUAGGCGAAAAAAUAUUGUGAUAUGCUCAAAAUGAGUAGAGAUGCCAAAAAAAGGAAAGGUAGGUACGACUGAUGUGAAGGGAAGGAAGACAAUGGUGAAAUAACAAUACAGGGCGUAAAAUGUUUCCACGGUCGUCAUUCCUCUACAAAUGGUCUGUGGCCCUGUUUAUUCUCAUUGUAUUAAUGUAUUCCUUCUUAAUACAAAAAACAACCAGAUCCUUGUCUCAUAAUUUCCGUGAACGGGACUCUCAGAUCGUGCAGGAAACACGAUCAACACGCGCAGCCAAUGAAAUCUAUCGGACAACUCAGUAUGACGUCAAAAAUUCGUCAUUUCCAGGUUGGACGUCAACAGUGCCACCAAUAGUCAAUCCACACGAUUUUAACUAUAUUUUGAAUCCAGUGAAUAUGUGUACUGGGAAAGAUGUAUAUUUCAUUGUGUAUAUUCAUACGUCACCAACAAAUUUUCGGAAACGUCAAACGAUACGACACACAUGGGGGGAUCCCCAUCUCCUGAAAAUAUACAAAGCUAGGUUAGUGUUCGUGCUGGGAAAGGUGGCAGAAGAGAAAGUCAUGACCAAAAUAGAAAUGGAGUAUAAUCACUAUGGUGAUAUUGUUCAGGAGGAUUUCAUGGAUUCUUACAGAAACUUAACUUACAAAGGGAUAGCUGCCCUCAAGUGGAUUUCAAACCACUGCCGGCAUGCUUCGUUUGCAAUAAAGUCAGAUGAUGAUAUUAUGAUUAACCUCUUCAAAAUCGUUGACGAGAUAAAACACAGCACAGUAAAUAAAUACGGAACGACGAAUCUCAUUUUGUGCAAUCAAUGGGUGCGAAUGAAAGUGCUCAGGGACGAAAACAGUAAAUGGUAUGUUCCCAAAACUGAAUUCCAACCGGAUUAUUUCCCUCCGUACUGCUCUGGGUCAGCGUUUAUUCUUAGUGUUGACGUGUGCGAGAAAAUGUACACCGCCUCGUUUUACACGCCGUUUUUCUGGGUGGAUGACUAUUAUAUUACCGGUGCUCUUGCAAAAGCCAUCAAUGUAAAGCAAAAACGUUGGAAUGACUUUUACAUGUUGAACGGUAAAAUUGUUGCCGAGAUAUUAAGAAACAAUUCCAAGAACAAAUACGCAUUUUUUCAUAUAUCUAAAUUAAACUCAAUACAUAAAAUGUGGAACAAUCUAGUGAGAGGAAUGAAGGGAGAUUUACAACACACAAAUACAACAAUACCGAAAUCCUGACAAAGAACUUUGAAUGUUAGUUAAAAAACAUUUGUUUUGCAUUCCAAAUUUCCAUGUUUGUUAAAAUUUUGAUUGUUUAUUUUAAAUGUUUGAUAUUUUGAAUAUUUUGUUAUUGAUGUAUAACUAGAAAAUAUUAAUCAUUGUAUGAACGGUU
Ostrea edulis (European flat oyster) is the source of this 2142-nucleotide messenger RNA. RefSeq names its product beta-1,3-galactosyltransferase 1-like. Gene Ontology annotation, molecular function: hexosyltransferase activity. The coding region runs from base 879 to 1988 and encodes 369 amino acids. The transcript has 2 exons. The record is from RefSeq and is a predicted model, not a curated record. Lineage: Eukaryota; Metazoa; Mollusca; Bivalvia; Ostreida; Ostreidae. Gene Ontology annotation, cellular component: membrane.